Molecule: messenger RNA, 498 nt
Organism: Salvia hispanica
Lineage: Eukaryota; Viridiplantae; Streptophyta; Magnoliopsida; Lamiales; Lamiaceae
Source: RefSeq, a predicted model, not a curated record
UUAUGUCGUGCCCUUGCAAUUGAGGUACAACUCUCAGACGAAAUCAAGGUACAACUCGACGAAGCUGCAAUUGAACCAUGUGCUACGGCAACGACCGGCCGCCGACGAGAGAUGACCGUUUCGAGACGCCGCCGCCGCAGGAGAACGAAGACAGGGUGAUGGCGGUGGAGAAUCUGAGGGAUCGGCUGGCGGAGACGGAAGCACGGCUGGAGCGAGCUAGGGCACGGGAAGCUGAGCUCAGCUGCUGCCUCGAUGAGAUGAGAAAGUUCGUCCGCGUUAUGGAGAUCCUCGAAUCCUACCUCCGCCGCCAGUACGCCGAACAGCAAGAUCGCCUCGCGCGCUUAUACUCUUCUUCUUCUUCUUCGCUUUUGGUACCCUCAAAAUAGCUGUUUUUUGCUUAUUAUUAUGCAAAGAAAUUAGGGAUUAUAUAAUAGUGGAACUAGUUUGGCUAUGUAUAUUUUGGAUAUGGUGUUUAAUGUGAUGUGAAUAUCUGUUUCA